Molecule: messenger RNA, 1272 nt
Organism: Mollisia scopiformis
Lineage: Eukaryota; Fungi; Ascomycota; Leotiomycetes; Helotiales; Mollisiaceae
Exons: 6
Coding region: 1-1272 (423 amino acids)
Molecular function (GO): nucleic acid binding
Source: RefSeq, a predicted model, not a curated record
AUGGCCACUGUCACCCUCGAUAAGAGAAGCUGCGAUGGGAAGGCUAAUCAACCCUUCUCUGCAAAUAGAGCUCAAUUCCAUGCUGGCGGACUCGAUUUUGCUACCCCUCUUGAUAUUCCAACAGUCACGAUCCCCAAAUCCGAUCAUGACAAUCUGCUAAGCUCUGCUCGUCAAUAUGCCAACCUACGACGCAAUCUCUAUCGAGGCGGAAUUGCCGAAGAAACUCUGGCGAUCUUGAUCAAAGAUGAUUCCCCUGCAAAUGAAAAUGGCAACAAACCUACCACGAUGGACGAAUCAGUGGAGAACAGAUCGUUCUUUGCUCAACAAUCCACGGCUAUGAACUCGAAGCCUGAAACUCAAGACUACACAUUCGGACGAAAUGCCAACUAUACCCCUCGAAGUGACUUCCGGCCUCGAGAGCGCAACUCGAAUGGCUUCCAUACACAUUCGCAGACCAAUGAUGAUUUUGCUUUCAUGCCAGAUGGACCGGAUGGAUUCUAUGAUGACGGUAGUGGGCACAACGAUUCUCAACAGCGUCAACAGCGCCAGCAGUACGACAAGUUUGCUAAGAGAACUGUGCUUCUUGCAAAUCUUCCGGAAUCUACAACUCAUUUGGAUCUCGUAGAGGCAAUCAAAGGUGGUAUGUUGCUUGAUUUAUAUCUGCGAAGUCAUGACCGGACUGCAAGCGUCUCCUUCUUGGAAGAGACUGCUGCACAAGAGUUCUUCUCUCAUGUCAAGCGUCAUGAUCUCUACAUCAAAGGCAAGAGGGUCGAGAUUCGAUGGAAUGACAGGCAAUUCAUUCUCCCAGGACAUGUCGCCAAUAAAGUCUCAAUUGGAGCUACCCGAAACCUCGUCAUCUACAAUUGCAGUCCAAAGCAUACCGAAGACAAGAUCCGUGAAGAUUUAGAGCAUAUCCACAAUCUUGUGGUCAUCAAAGUCUCAUUCGCCGGUCAGAAUGUCUACAUCUCCACCAACUCGGUCCACAAUGCCAUGUUUGCUCGAACUUGCAUGAUGAGUCGGUCAAUCUACAAGGGCUCCAAGAUUGAAUGGGACAACGAUGAGUGUGCUGCACCUCUUGAACGACCAUUGCAGAGCCGAAAAGAGAAUAUCCCACAAAAGAAGAAGGCUGCUCCGCUGAUGAAUCGUUUCCAUCUCCUAAACAUGGACGAUGACGAUAAUGAUUCUCUCGAUGAGGACGACGACGAGAACGACAUCAGCGGUGUCACUUUGCCCUCUGCUCUCAAAGCAUCUCCCACUAGUAUCGCCGCUUGA